AUGAAGCGCAUACCUGAGAAGUGCAUCGAGAACCCGUGCCCUUCAUGCAUUGCGGGGGAUGUGGCGAUUACGACUGACGGCCGCGGCGUCGUGGCGGCCCGCGACGUGGUGGUGGGCGACCGCAUCCCUGGCGCGGGGGAGGGGGAGUGGUGCGAGGUGGUCGCCGCGGUGCGGGUGGCGGACAAGGGCAAGGUGUUCGGCAACUUCACCGACGACCACUUUGUGGUGGCGCCGGCAGACGCGCCGUCCGGCACACACGUUGUGCGGGCGAGCGGAACGGGCGCCCCGUCGCGGGAGGCGGACCUUGUCAACAUCGCGACGACGUGCCCCGCGGCGCGCGCAACGAGCGGGGAGCUCUUCACUCCCCUCUCCACAGUCUUCUGCAAGCAGCUCACCUGGGACGAGUACCUCCCCUUGUACGGCGCGCUUAUGCGCAUCGUGGCGAAGACAGGCGGGUUCUGGUUCGACCCGUCGACCUACGGGUCUGCGCCGGGCGCCCGUCCUGGCAGCCCCACCGGCCCGCCCUCAUCGCCGGCGCUGCCCGGCCGGCUCAGCUGGAUGGAAAGGCUGCCUGACAUUUGCGACACGAUGCGGUCGUGCACCGCCCGCGGGGCUCGGUGCAGCGAGUUUGAGAGGCUGGCGGGCGGCUGGGUGCGGCAGUACCUUCCGCCGGCGCAGUACGAGCAGGUGCGGCGCAGCUACCCCCGCCUCGGCGACCCCGACGCACGGCGCGGCAACCUCCUGCAGGACGUGGACCCCCGCUCUUCAAGCUCGUCAGACGGCCAGGAGGGCGGGAGGGGCGCGGGGGGUUGGCGUCUCUUGCUGCUCGGGCCGCUCCUGGUUGGCGGCCUGCUGUGA
Trypanosoma conorhini is the source of this 858-nucleotide messenger RNA. RefSeq lists its product as uncharacterized. The record is from RefSeq and is a predicted model, not a curated record. Lineage: Eukaryota; Euglenozoa; Kinetoplastea; Trypanosomatida; Trypanosomatidae. The transcript has a single exon. The coding region runs from base 1 to 858 and encodes 285 amino acids.